Durio zibethinus is the source of this 2540-nucleotide messenger RNA. RefSeq lists its product as uncharacterized. The record is from RefSeq and is a predicted model, not a curated record. Lineage: Eukaryota; Viridiplantae; Streptophyta; Magnoliopsida; Malvales; Malvaceae.
AAAAGGAAAAGGUGACUUGGAUUGGAUUUAGGGCCCAAGACGAAGGCAGCGUCAGUUGCCUCUACCGCCCGCACGCACAACGGAUUCGUUCAGCGUUGGUAAAGCUUUGAGGUAAUUAUGGAACCAAUACAUGGGAAGAAGGUUGGACAUGAUGGUGUUAAAAUCGAGCUCCUUGGUCAGAUAGCUGUGCUUCAUUUUGCUUCAUGACUUCCAUUUUAGGCCUGCCAUUUGAUUAUACAGCUAGCUGCUGUUCAUGCCUUUUUAAUCUUUAAAAGUUUCAUAUAGUUUAGCCUGAAUCAAUCUAUAGUUUGUCGAUGAUGUAUAAUGCUGGAAAUCAUGAUCUCCGAAUCUAUACUCUAAAAGUUGUCCCCUAUUUGUGUUGAAGGGGAUAGCCCAGUAAUGUAAAAAUAAAUAAAUUGAGGAUAAUUUUGGGUACCUUUCGUUUCCGGAAGCUUCGUAGAAAUGAGCCUGGGUUUGGCUAACCCCUCCACUCUUCUUGCCUCUCCCUUCUUUCUUCUCUUCUCUUCUCUUCUCCCUUCCUUUUUCGUCGACCAAAAUUUUGCCCGAAUAGUCCAAGCCUUUCACUUGGUAAAUUGGAGUAUUCUGAGUAUUCUGGAGACCAAAAGAUCAGUCUCGACUGGGUGCAUGCAUCCUACUGGGUAUGCGUUUUGACGGUGGUGGAGGGAGACGGUCGGAAAAAUAAAAGAAAAAUGGAAAAGAAACGAGAAGGGAAAUCGAAUACCAGCGGUGGCUUGAACGGGUUCAAAAAAUCAGUCCCAAUCUGGCAUCCCAAUUGGUAUGGGUUUCGAUGCUAAUUGAACUCAUGCUGUUGAUGGUUCAUGAUGCAUCGAUCCUAUGUCCUGCAAAAAAGAUGCAAGGUGUUAUUAACUUCUUUGGCUGGAUAUGUAUUCUGAUAAACCAGAACACACAAGCAUUCCACAUAUUUAUGACUGCCCUUCUUCAGAACAUCAUACACAUUGUCAGAGAAGGAAGAAAAAGUGAUGCCAUCAAUGGUGUCAUCAGUGUUGAUGGGAUGGAGGUGAAGUAUGAUGCGGAGAUGGAGAAAAAAGAAGAGAAGAUGUUUGUAGGAUCUACAGGAACCAGGGAGAUGCAAAGAAUCCACUUCGAUACCCCUGCAGAGAAGAGGUAUACGUUUGUAGUGGCAGCAACAAGUUUGUCCACCUGGAUUGCCUUCUUCAGUGGCUCAGCCGCAGCAAUGCUCACCAAUGCGAGAUCCUUGAUGAAGCUGUUUCAAAGUGCAUUAGAUAUGGAACUAAUUUUAGGGCUUUUGUGUACAAGCACCACUGCAGGAACUGUUGGGAUAUUUUUGAGACAAUUGUAUCCAAAGUAAAAUCGCUCCAACUGCUAAUGAGAAUGCUCAACCAGUUAGGGAGGGUUUGCGACUGAUGCAUGGUAUGGUUAUUAAUCAAUUUCUAACCAUUUUUAUAGCAAAAUAGUUUCUGUGGUGCAUUGCCACGUUUAUGGUUUGUAAACCUUAUCAUGGAAGUUAGGCAUUAGUGUGUGGGAAUAGUCCAGAAUACCAAAGGCUUAUCGUACAGAUUGUAGGUAGACAUGGUUGAACACGUGGAGUAUGAUUUAAUCAAGGAAGGUCUAGAUGGAAAGCUAGUCAGAGUAAUGGAAGUCCUUGAGCAAGGGAAUAUUUCAGGGAAUUGAUUUUGCUUCUGCAACUCCCAUGGAGAAUAAUUUAUUUGACAGGGAAAUUUUCAAGUUUGAUUUUGAUAAUUCAUAUGGUAUGAACUUUAUGAAUUUCUGACUCGCAACUGAUCAUCAAGAAAAGUUGGGUUUUAACUUGGAUUAUCCAAAAAGAAUUCCUCACUUAGGAGAGGCAUUAUCAAAAUCCUUCUUAGCAAUUUUCUACGCUGUCAUUUGUUCUUUUAAUGAAAUACUUAUUACUUUUUUUUAGAUUGACUCAUAAUUUAGUCUUUAAAUGAAUCGAAAUCAAUUAGGAUGAGAAAUCAUGAUUGAGAUCAACUGGUUAAGAGCACACUAACCAUGAUAAUGGGAGGUGGAUUGAUAAAAAUACAAAAGAUAUUUGUAAAGGGUGAUGUUGAGAUGAGUAUAGCUAGUUAUAGAAGUUGAAAUCAUUGGACACCCUUUUUUUUUUUGUGAAAAUGGUCUAAAAAGAUUGAUACAUCCACUAAGAAAGUUGUUUGUGGGUUGAGAAGCACAAUACAACAAAGAAAAAUAAGAAGACAUUGCCCAUUAAGAAACCUACAAAGCUUAAUGGUUCAACAAAGUCUUUCAACAGCAAAAAAAUAAGAAAAAAGAUGGAAUUUCUCUGUCAUAAUCAUAAUGGGAUGUGGUUUUAAACCCCAUUUAGGAUUCCUUCUUUAAACCUUAUUUAGAUGGUUUUCUGUGUGUAAGUUGCUGGUAGGUAUUUCUUUUUGUCUUGAGCUGUUAGGUGUUUUUUCUUGUAUUAAGUUGUUGCUGAUGGAAAGCUUUACACUUUCGUACAGCUUUCUUUUGAAAGAUCAUAAUUAGUCUGUACAAAACUUUAUAUAUUUGUUGUGAUCCAAUCG